AUCAUCAUUAAUGAUUGUGUGAUUGUAGCGCUGUGGGCUGUGGCGCGCUUUUAUGAAGAAGACGAAAUCUAGCGGUAAAGCGUCGUCUUGUUGUAGCUCUAAAGUUGAAUACGGAGAGUUGUAAAAAGCCGUUUACUGCCGAAGGGGUCACGUAAUGUUUAUAUUCUCAACUGUUGACGUUGCCGAAGGGUGCAAGGAAAGAUGACAGAUCUUCAGGCAGCCGCGUGCAAUUAUGAGGAAGCAGAAAGUUAUGGUCCUUUGAAGAUACAUAAGCUUGAGGGGAAUGGUAUUUCUGCGUCUGACAUUAAAAAACUGGAAGAAGCUGGAUUUAACACCGUGGAGGCAGUAGCAUAUGCUCCAAAGAAACAGCUUCUGGCGAUAAAAGGUAUCAGUGAAGCCAAAGCUGACAAACUCUUGGCGGAGGCAGCAAAGCUGGUACCAUUAGGAUUUACAACAGCAACGGAAAUUCAUCAAAAACGCUCAGACAUAGUCCAGAUUACAACUGGCUCGACAGAACUGGAUAAACUUCUAGGUGGUGGCAUUGAAACUGGAUCCAUUACUGAGAUAUUCGGGGAGUUUCGGACUGGGAAGACACAGCUGUGCCACAUGCUGGCUGUUACCUGCCAGUUACCAAUUGAGCACAGCGGAGGGGAAGGAAAAUGCUUGUACAUAGACACAGAAGGGACAUUUCGUCCCGAACGGCUAUUGGCAGUGGCAGAAAAGUAUGGCCUUUCAGGGCCUGAUGUCUUGGACAAUGUUGCCUAUGCCAGGGCCUACAAUUCAGAUCAUCAAACUCAACUUCUAAUACAGGCAUCAGCCAUGAUGGCGGAGACUCGCUAUGCCCUUCUGAUCGUGGACUCUGCCACUGCUCUUUACCGGACAGACUAUUCUGGGCGAGGAGAACUCAGCGCCCGCCAGAUGCACUUGGCACGCUUCCUACGUAUGCUCUUGCGCUUAGCGGAUGAGUUUGGAGUUGCAGUGGUAAUUUCCAAUCAGGUCGUAGCCCAAGUGGAUGGGGCAGCCAUGUUCUCGGCAGAUCCCAAGAAGCCCAUUGGAGGUAAUAUCAUGGCCCACGCAUCCACUACGAGAUUGUACCUCCGUAAAGGCAGAGGAGAGACACGCAUCUGCAAGAUUUACGACUCUCCUUGCCUUCCUGAGGCCGAAGCGAUGUUCGCCAUUACAGCACAAGGAAUCGCCGAUGUCAAAGAAUAAGGUGAACGUCAUGCCUGCCUCUACUGUACAGUGCCUCUUUUCCCUGCCUAUCAUUACUUAGUUGACUUGAACAGCUACGAAUAGAUUGAAUAAAACCCUAAUCAUUCAAGUUGA
Messenger RNA from Ornithodoros turicata, 1326 nucleotides. RefSeq names its product DNA repair protein RAD51 homolog 1-like (gene spn-A). The transcript is spliced from 7 exons. The coding region runs from base 202 to 1212 and encodes 336 amino acids. Gene Ontology annotation, cellular component: condensed nuclear chromosome. NCBI's taxonomy places the organism in Eukaryota, Metazoa, Arthropoda, Arachnida, Ixodida, Argasidae. Gene Ontology annotation, biological process: DNA strand invasion; reciprocal meiotic recombination; mitotic recombination. Gene Ontology annotation, molecular function: DNA strand exchange activity; ATP binding; double-stranded DNA binding. The record is from RefSeq and is a predicted model, not a curated record.